Molecule: messenger RNA, 2589 nt
Organism: Calliphora vicina (urban bluebottle blowfly)
Lineage: Eukaryota; Metazoa; Arthropoda; Insecta; Diptera; Calliphoridae
Product: E3 ubiquitin-protein ligase RNF25
Exons: 4
Coding region: 156-1439 (427 amino acids)
Biological process (GO): protein ubiquitination
Cellular component (GO): nucleus
Molecular function (GO): protein binding; ubiquitin protein ligase activity
Source: RefSeq, a predicted model, not a curated record
AUUGUUGUUGUUAUUGCAUUUCUUGUACAAACUUCAUUAAUAAAAAGUGGAAGGAGUCGUUUACAAUCGAUUUUUUGAUGCAAGUAGAAAGUAAAGUAAGAAAAAAUCUUUAAAUUUACAAAUUUUAAAAAAAUCUCCAUAUUUAAGAAACCAGAAUGGAUGCAUUAUUGGAUGAGAUAGAGUCUUUGGAAGCUAUUUUAAUGGACGAUGUGCUUAUAGAGCGAAAUUCAGAAAGUAUUCCAAUAUUAAUUGAAACCACGAUUUUUCCGGUUGUCGGCGAGGACUCAGAACAGCAAUAUGUAUGCGUUACUUUGCAAGUGAUACCAACUGCAGGCUAUCCGGAAGUUAGUCCCGAAUAUAAGCUAGUGCGUCCACGUGGGUUAGAUGAUACACGUAUGGCAGAAAUAAAAGCCGCAAUUGAAAGUAAACUAAAUGAGUCGAUAGGAUUCCCGGUGGUGUUUGAUUUGAUUGAAGUUGUGCGUGAACACUUGACAGGCAGCAAUUUGCCAAGUGGCCAGUGUGUGGUGUGUUUGUAUGGGUUUUGUGAUGGCGAUGAAUUUACACGCACGGAAUGCUUCCACUACUUGCAUAGUUAUUGUUUAGCACGCCAUUUGAAUGCGAUGCGUCGCAACUACCAAGAUGAAUAUAAUAAAUUACCAGCUUGGCAACAGAAAACGGCUAAACCAUUUCAAGCAUAUUGUCCAGUAUGCCGUGAAAAUAUUAAGGAUGAAACUGAUAGCUUGCACUGUGCCAUGCCACCAUCUGAUUUGCAAAAUGCUCCAGAUUUUCAACCCACCCCCGAGUUGAGAGAACUGCAACAACGAAUGUCUUCAUUAUUCGUACAUCAGAAGAGUCGUGGUGCCAUUAUAGAUUCUGAAGCUGAAGUUGGUGCUGUUUUGUCAAUUGAAACAGAAGCCGAAAUUCGUCGUCGACUAAAUCGUAAACAGCAAGAAGAAACAGCUAUUGCUGAAACUACAGAGAGUGGUGGCAAUAAUUACACUUCAAAUUUUGUUGAGCUUAGUGGUGGCAGUAGCAGUGGUUCUGCUACACCUGAAGCAGGAUCUAUAGCUGAACAACAACUACAGAAGGAUUCGAUUGGUGCAAAUAUUAAAACUGCAUUUGCACCGGUUGUUCAACAUACACAGCGCGAUGAUCCAACUAAUAACAAUUAUCAGCAUCAGAGCGGAAGUGGCAGACGUCAUCAUUUCCGUGGCGGUCGUCGUCAUCACCAUCAUCAUCACAAUCAGCACCAGUCUGAACGUGAUCGAGAACGAUUUCAACACAAUCACAUUCCCUCGGCCACAACGGCUUCCUCCUCGUCGUCAUCGACAGCUGGAGCAGCGAAUACAUCAUCUAGUCAUUCCAGUGGUUCGCAGUCAAUGCAAAUAAAUCAAAAACAAGCAAAGGCCCAUGCAGCCGGUCAUAGUCAUAACAGGUGACGAUGGCCUCUCUACAAAUAUAUAAUAUAUUUACACAAGAUGCUGCUACUGCUGCCAUUGCUGCUACCCUCCUCUCUCUAACCAUUAUUACAACUAAUUUCCUAAUAAAUUAUUAUCCUUUCGUUCCUUCUUUUUACUCAAACUUCUUUGCCUCUUUGUUAAAACAUAAUCAAUCAAUCAUUAAGAAUUAUGAAUUAAAUGACAAUAUCUAUAUUUCUUUUAUUUUUUUGUUAUUGUAUGUAUUUAUUCAAGUUAUUUUAUAAUCAGAAAUAUUUAUUUAUUAUUUAAUAUUUUUAUAUAUGUUUUACUUUACUUUAGUUUUGUUUUUAUUUUAUGUAUUUAGAAAACUAGUUUAAUUUUAAGUGAAAAUCGCACACACCGUAAUAAGACUCAUUAUUGAAUACACUCUACAAUACUACUAAAUACAACAAUUUUGAAACACUAUCUGUUUUGAAUUUUAUAUUAUUUAGAAUGAAAUAUUUAGCAAUAAUUGUAUAUGAAUAUGGACACUAUAAUUUUAAAUUAAUUUAUUUUAUUUAAAUUUCUAUUUACUGAGUAUCAGUUGUUUUGUUUUUAACUUUAUUUUUAUAAUAUCAAAAAGGUAGUCAGCACUUGAAAAGUGUAGCAUCAUCUUGUUGUCUUCGAAUUUGCAAAAUAAAAUUAAAUGAUAUUAAGUAACAACAACAUGAAACAUAAAAUAAAGUGAAUAUUAUAAAAAAGGAACAAACAUAUGGACUUGAUUUGUAUACAGGUGUUGGAAACUGUUUUGUGCUUUCAUUUUUCAUUUUUCAUCGCUUAUUCCUAAACUGAAUUUAGAUUUUAUCCCUAAAGUAGCUGAUAAUUACGUAUGAUUGAUAUUGAUGCCAUACCUGUCAUCCAAAUAGAGUAGUUUUGCACAACACAGUAUUCCUAGUCAUUUUAAAUUAUACUUAAAUAAUAAUUAUGAAUGUAUCGAGUACACAUACAUUCAUAAAUAAAUAAAAAAGAAAUAUAAUUGAUAUGCAUGUAGAGAUGACAUAAAAUAUUUGAACAUUUCAAUCAAUUAAAUACGAAAAUAUUUCCCUAAUUAAUUCUAUACUAAAUCGAUGAAUGUAGUACAUCUAAAUUAUUGUGUCAAAAUAAUAAAUACUUAAAUAUAUGAAUUAACAAA